Caenorhabditis remanei is the source of this 1692-nucleotide messenger RNA. RefSeq lists its product as uncharacterized. The transcript is spliced from 4 exons. Gene Ontology annotation, cellular component: condensed chromosome; nucleus. The record is from RefSeq and is a predicted model, not a curated record. NCBI's taxonomy places the organism in Eukaryota, Metazoa, Nematoda, Chromadorea, Rhabditida, Rhabditidae. Gene Ontology annotation, biological process: double-strand break repair involved in meiotic recombination; interstrand cross-link repair; mitotic intra-S DNA damage checkpoint signaling. Bases 1 to 1692 code for a protein of 563 amino acids. Gene Ontology annotation, molecular function: DNA polymerase binding.
AUGUCCGACGAAGAAUUCGACAGUUUUGAAGCAGAAGACGGUGAUAGAGAUGAUGUUCAACCGAUAGAUGAUGACGAAAUCGCCGAUCGCCACCGCCCAAGAGAUCGUUGUGAUCUGUCAAUGGCAAUGACUCAAAAGCUAUUCGGAAAUCCGGGCGGUUCGAAUGUAAAUCAAGUAGAAUACGAAGAAAGUGCAUACGUGGAGCCGAGAAACCGAUUCGAAGAGAUUCUGAAAGAGGAAAAUGUACGAAUUAUCAAUGAGCAAGAAGACGGAAUGAUGGAUAUGGAUGUGGGCGAGAAAUGCGUUGUUUUUGGCGGAAAUUUGAAUCACGAAGAGCUUAUCCGCAAUUUGGAGCGACGAAUGGAAACCGAUCGUGGAGAACUUUUCAGAGAAUUCGAAAUCGCUUGUGAGGAGAGUCAAGAGACACUGCAGCUCUAUUUGAGCCCUUCUAAAAGCCCUCUCGGUCUGCAAGACACAAUCUUUCGCGCAUUCCUCCAAAUUCGUUCGACACAAACGAAAUCUUUCGAUCUUUUGCUCCAAAAGUUGAAUAUUUUGGCGAAAAAGACAGAGGAGUCGGAUUUGUUUCUGGCGCAAACAUGCGUUGCUCACAUGAGACAUUUGAAUCGUCUUUUCGAGCCACAGGCGGUUUUUAACACGAUUUUCGAGUUUGAAUGGAGAUUUUGGAGUCCGAAUGUUAGGAAUGAUCUGAUCGCAGCUUUACCGGAGAUCUUCACCGACAUUGCUCUCCAACAACACACCGCUCUUCGUCUCAACAAAGAGAUCGCAGAAACUCAAGGAAUCUCGGAUCUCCCAUCAUUUCAACUCCAAAUCGUCGAAACUCUGCGUCUCCUCCGUAUGGAUCAAGCGGUUUCGAGACAAAUUCGAAUGAAUUUAUGCAAUUCUUGUAUGGAAUUGGAUGUUCAUUGUCUUCCACAAAUUAUCGCUUUCUCGUUGGCAAGUCUGCUGAAUUCUGGUGGCAAGACCGAUGACGAUGAGAUGAAUUUCCACGAGAUGCUCCGACAGCUCUCGCGUCUUCUGAAAAUCGAGACGUUGAAGAAGAAGACUAACAAAUCCGACACUAUUGUAACGGAGAUUUUCGCUCAUUUUUUGAAAUUUUUGCAACUUGACAAGCGAUACUGGAAAUAUAUCAUAUCUUGGAUCUCCCGAAAAGCUAAAAAUCUGACGAUCAAAGAUGAGCCAGGAGAGGAAGAAGUCACUGAAGAGGAGCCUCCAGAAGAUCCCGCCACGUGGCUCACCACAUUCGAAGCAUUCCUUAUAUUCUCACUUCUCUCGAAUUGCGAUUCCUGUCCACAUGGAUUCGUGGCAGCUGUCAACACAAAAUUUCUGACAGUUCCUACUGUAUUUACCACCAAAUUUCUGAAAAUCGUCGACUUGAUGAUCUCAUUCAAACGAUUCUCCGCGUCCCACUUCAGCGCAUUGAUCCACGUGGCACGACACUGUUUCUGGUCUCCGGAUUCCACGAUUCGACAGAUGGGUGUGUCGCUUUGGAAGCAACUUUUUGUGGGAAUGGAGAAGAAAGAGAGAGUCAAGGUGUUCACGGAGCUUAUGAAGCAUUUUUCGCAGAGUGAAACCGAGUGUGAAGCUGUUCUUGAUGUACUCUUCAAAGUUAUUAAAUCUACGAAUUCUCAUGUGAUUCAAGAUUUUUCGGCUCAAAUUCAGGUUAAUUUUUAG